UCUUUUCCUAUUAGAUGUUAUCUUUCCUUUUAUGUAUUUAGUAGAUUUCCUAUUUUAUGUAGGAUUAGGAUAAAUAAUCUUUCCAUUUAUCUCUAUCUUGUAAUCCUUAUAUAAGGAUGAUUAAUAAUAACACAAAAUAUUCAGUCUAAAACAAAUUGUUCACAACAAAGCAACGCAUAUAUAGACAUGGUUUAUAGCUAACCCUAAAAAGAAAAAAAGAGAGAAGAAAAGAGCAAAUAGAGAUCUGCCGCGGACACAUAUUAGGUUGUUUCUAUCUUUUCAUUCACAGAAGUUUCUCUCAGCCCUUAGCCAGAAACCAUGUCCUAUUUGCCGCUGGUGUUGCCUUCUGCUCACUAUGCCAAUACAUUCCCAGCCGCACACACAGGUGUCUUCUGGGACCUCAAUGAUUUCCCAAUUCCAUGUCUCGAUCCCCAUGUGGUUUAUGAGAAUAUCAAGUCAACUCUUCUCAAUAAGGGUUACUUGGGACCCGUGUCUAUAUGGUUGUACGCGAAUCAUGAAUCCCAGAUACAGAAGGAUUAUAAGGAGGAUUAUGAGUCUGCUGGAUUCAGAUUCUGUUUCGAACCUGCAGACACGAGAGAUUAUAGAAUGUCAGUGGACAUGCUAAUAUGUGCACUGGAUCAUCCAUCUUCAAAUCUGAUGGUACUCGCAGAGGACUUCAAAGAGGAAGAUGCAGUCUAUAAUAUUUACCUUUUGCACCAUAGAAGACAAAAUAUCUUCUUAGCAUACCAACAGCAAGUAGAACCAAGCCUUUGUACUGAAAGCCCACGGUGGCUUUAUGAAAGUGUCUUGCAAGCUGUAGAUCAACAAGGCGGCCAACAUGUUGACAAAAAGAACAAGACCACCAUCAGAAUCAUCAACACCCCAAUGCCGACCUUAGACGUAGCCGGAAGCUUCGUCAGAUCACGGGUUCAUACUACACAUGCCAUCUGGGACGCCGUGGAUUCCGCAGCACUUCAAGAUUUGGAACCUGUCAUCUCUGCUGCCAAUAUCGAUGCAUUUUUUAUGCUUAGAGGUCUUCCUCCUCCUAAUUUUACCAAGGUGUUUGCUGAUGAGGAUGCCCUCCCUCAACAUCUCAUCACAGAAUAUCUAGGUUCCAGUCUCCAUGUCGAUAUCAUCCCCAAAGGAAAUAUGCGUGUCAGAAUUCAAAAAAUUGCAAAGUUCAUUCUUUUCAAUGCAUUGACUCAUCGUAGCAAACCAACAACCUUGCUUGUACUCUCCGAAGACAUUCUUGAAGACCCUCUUUUCAUGACUGUUUAUGAAGCUGUGAAAUCGAAAGGUUUCACUCUCUUUUUUCAGCCGCCCAAGUCCAUAUUAGCGUCAGAGUUAUAUUUGGAUCCCAGAUUAGGAAGUUGGUUCUGAUUGGACUUUUCAUGUUCCUUUCUUCGAAAUAAGCUAUUCAUGGUCACUGCCCUUGUUUGUUUUUUUCUUUAGUUUAUUUCAAUGCAGUUUGAAUACUUGUCUUGUAAAAUAUAACUUAUUGUGCUCCUCCCUUAUGGUUACAUUAUCUAAUAAUGUAUGGUUA
Molecule: messenger RNA, 1543 nt
Organism: Brassica napus (rape)
Lineage: Eukaryota; Viridiplantae; Streptophyta; Magnoliopsida; Brassicales; Brassicaceae
Exons: 5
Coding region: 319-1380 (353 amino acids)
Biological process (GO): regulation of gene expression
Cellular component (GO): peroxisome
Molecular function (GO): RNA nuclease activity
Source: RefSeq, a predicted model, not a curated record